AGUCUGCUGACAAGCACAGUGCAGCAGCACCCACUACCACCAGCACACCGCACGCUUCGACUCCCCGCCUGCCGUCCUCUCCACCACUCGCCUCUGUCCUCAUCACCUCGGUCGACGUUCAUGCCUCUCGACGCCUCCCUCAACUGCGAUGCCGGCGAGUCGUUCGCCCAGUACACUAUCGGAGACGACGAGAACCUGUUCCCGCUCGUGUCACUCGUCAACGCCGCCUGCGGCUUCCAUGGGUCCGACUUUGACGUGAUGGCCAAGACGGUCGCCCUCGCUCGGCAGCACGGCGUCGCAUGUGGCGCCCAUCCCUCGCUCCCCGAUCAGCAGGGCUUCGGUCGCCGGGUCAUGCACCUUCCGCCCGACUCGUACCGGAAUUGCCUCCUGUACCAGGUCGCCGCGCUCGUCGGCUUCCUCAAGGUCGAGGGUCUCCCGCUGUCGCACAUCAAGCCGCACGGCCAGGCGUACGUCAUGGCGGCCCGCGACCUCGACCUGGCGCAGCAGAUUGCCAAGGUCGCCAAGCUGUACGGCGUCCCGGUGCUCGGCCUACCCGGCACGGCCCACCAGAGGCCUGCGAGCUCGAAGGCGCCGAGUUCAUCCCCGAAUGGUCCGUACGUCGACGUGCUGUACUCGGACGAGGGCAACCUUCUCGCACCACGCUCGGCCGCCCUGCGCGACCCUGUCACCCCCGACGACGUGUACAAGCGAGCGCGCCGCCUCAUCGAGACCGGCACCUGGACGUCCAAGUCGGGCGAGAAGGAGCUCAGCUUCCCCGAGGGCACGACCAAGGUGUCGAUCUGCGUCCACGGCGACUUUCCCGGCGCAGUCGACGUCGCAGGAGCGGUGCGACGAGCGAUCGACGACGUCAAGAAGGGCGUCGUGCAGGCGGCCUGACCGGGCCAUGCGGCCGCACUUGUACUCGUACUUCUUCCCUCGGCCCUGCGUAACGAGCCCCUGCUGCAAGCCAGACCUAUUUAUCGGCG
Molecule: messenger RNA, 986 nt
Organism: Rhodotorula graminis WP1
Lineage: Eukaryota; Fungi; Basidiomycota; Microbotryomycetes; Sporidiobolales; Sporidiobolaceae
Exons: 5
Coding region: 121-897 (258 amino acids)
Biological process (GO): carbohydrate metabolic process
Source: RefSeq, a predicted model, not a curated record